This is a messenger RNA of Tachysurus vachellii, 1516 nucleotides long. RefSeq names its product T-box-containing protein TBX6L-like. Gene Ontology annotation, cellular component: nucleus. The coding region runs from base 140 to 1516 and encodes 458 amino acids. The record is from RefSeq and is a predicted model, not a curated record. The transcript is spliced from 9 exons. Gene Ontology annotation, molecular function: DNA-binding transcription factor activity, RNA polymerase II-specific; RNA polymerase II cis-regulatory region sequence-specific DNA binding. Lineage: Eukaryota; Metazoa; Chordata; Actinopteri; Siluriformes; Bagridae. Gene Ontology annotation, biological process: cell fate specification; regulation of transcription by RNA polymerase II; positive regulation of DNA-templated transcription.
GGUCAACUUACAACUGAGGUUCUGUGCAGACUUUUAAGAUUUUUUAUAGUUCUUCCUCAGUGAUUUAUGGAGGUCUGCAGCUGAGGAUCAAUAUCAUAUAAAGAUAUUUUAACAGCCAGUGCACUGAACAUUCUUAAAAAUGGAGCAGAUUGCAGACCUGAGACAUUCAUCUACAGUGUCCACAUUGCCCUCGAUGGCUCAUCCUGCUGAUUCCUACCAACAGGGGAAUAUGAGGAUGAAACUGGAAUAUUCAGAGCUCUGGAAAUCAUUUCAUGACAUUGGGACUGAAAUGGUUAUCACUAAAUCUGGCAGGAGGAUGUUUCCAUAUUGCAAUGUAAGUGUGUCUGGUCUUCUGCCAUAUGCCAAGUACUUCAUCAUGGUGGACAUGGUCCCAGUGGACAAUUCCAGGUACAAGUGGAAUAACGAUCAGUGGGAGGUGGCAGGAAAGGCAGAGCCACAACCUCCAUGUAGAACAUACAUACAUCCAGAUUCUCCUGGUUUGGGUAGCCAUUGGAUGAAGCAGCCCAUUUCUUUUCUCAAACUGAAGCUCACCAACAAUCCACUGGACCAGAGAGGCCAUAUCAUUCUGCAUUCGAUGCAUCGCUACAAGCCUCGCUUCCAUGUGGUGCAGGCUGAUGACCUUUAUAGCGUCCGAUGGAGCGUCUUCCAGACCUUCACAUUCUCUGAAACCACCUUCACAGCAGUCACGGUUUACCAGAACACCAAGAUCACAAAGCUGAAGAUAGACCAUAACCCCUUUGCAAAGGGAUUCAGAGAAGAGGGAACCCAUGGCAAAAGGAACAGAGCUCAAAAAAGUCAACUGUGUUCAGAGAAUUCAGCAAAAAAACUAAAGUCUUCAGAAAAGGAGCCAGAGUUCAGAUGUUUCCAAGAUGUACCAAGGCUUCCAUAUGACCCUCACAGAGAGGAUUCAGAAACCCUGACGCUUUCCAAAGAAGUACCGAUGGCCCAGGAUGAGCACAUGUCUCCAUGGGGAGGAGAGCAGGAACCUGGCCAAAAUCUGCACAGUGAGGGAGCCAUGGACUACACAAACUCAGAGCAGCUUGUUCCAGGACAAGCCAACUACCAAUUGCAAAGAAGUCAUGAGUUUGGGAAGAUUUCCUCACCCUCUUGCACAGAUUCCCAAACUGACUGCCAGGGAUUUGAUUCCCGAUCUACUGACAUGGCCACUGUUCCUGAGCAGGAGCUUUCAAGUCCUCAGUCUUCUAUGAGUCUGUGUUCUUCUCAGAGAAAACCGCUAGAUUUUUCCAUGACCACCAGUAUUGGAGGGUGCUCCAAAUCCAGGUCAGGACUGCCACUGUACAGUCAGUAUAACAUGGAGCAGCCUUUAGGUCAUUGGAGUGGAACUUUAGCAGGGCAGUAUUCAAGCCCCACCUACCCUCAACCACACCCACAUCCACAUCACCUGAUGACAGAGCGCAGCAUCCAUCCCUCUGGAUAUCACCACAACAACAUGGCAGAGUGGAGUCAGUACUCUCUCUUUUCCUACUCUUGCUGA